AUGGGCCAAUGGGCCAAGACCCGACUGGCAUUGUGGCAGUCUGGCAGUCUGCCAUCCAUCCUCCUCUUUGCGCAAUGUUCAAAGUGGGAUAGUCAAAGAGUUGAAUGCCAUGCCAUGCACUCUAUCGAUAUACCGCAAACCCCCUAUCCUCGUCUCCCUGAGCCCGACGACGACGACCCAACGGCCAAUGCCGCCCGGGCAGAGAUGGAGCAUGAAGUUGGAGGGAGGAGCACCCGUGAAUCUGCAACCCAGCCAAUUUGCGCCGCAUGUUCUUGUCGCGCCUCUGCCGCGGGAGGCCUUUGA
Colletotrichum destructivum is the source of this 303-nucleotide messenger RNA. RefSeq lists its product as uncharacterized. The coding region runs from base 1 to 303 and encodes 100 amino acids. The transcript is spliced from 2 exons. NCBI's taxonomy places the organism in Eukaryota, Fungi, Ascomycota, Sordariomycetes, Glomerellales, Glomerellaceae. The record is from RefSeq and is a predicted model, not a curated record.